Molecule: messenger RNA, 2098 nt
Organism: Antrostomus carolinensis (chuck-will's-widow)
Lineage: Eukaryota; Metazoa; Chordata; Aves; Caprimulgiformes; Caprimulgidae
Product: thioredoxin reductase 1, cytoplasmic
Exons: 15
Coding region: 16-1686 (556 amino acids)
Biological process (GO): glutathione metabolic process; cellular response to oxidative stress; cell redox homeostasis
Cellular component (GO): mitochondrion; cytosol
Molecular function (GO): thioredoxin-disulfide reductase (NADPH) activity; glutathione-disulfide reductase (NADPH) activity; flavin adenine dinucleotide binding
Source: RefSeq, a predicted model, not a curated record
GAACUCUUCCGCUCUAUGCGUGUGGAGUACUAUGCUUUGGAACUUGAUAUAACUGCUGAUGGAUCCAGUAUUCAGCAAGUGUUAGUAGAGCUAACUAAUCAGAGGACAGUGCCUAAUGUAUUUGUGAACGGAACUCACGUAGGCGGCUGUGAUUCAACUUACCAGGCUUAUCACGAUGGAUCACUGCAGAAACUUCUUGGGGAUAGCAAAGAUGCAGAACCUUAUGAUUAUGAUCUCAUUGUUAUUGGUGGUGGCUCAGGUGGACUUGCGUGUUCCAAGGAAGCUGCUUCCUUGGGAAAGAAAGUCAUGGUAUUAGAUUAUGUUGUUCCAACGCCUCUCGGAACCUCAUGGGGGCUUGGUGGCACAUGUGUAAAUGUAGGUUGCAUUCCUAAGAAGCUAAUGCAUCAAGCAGCACUUCUGGGCCAGGCACUCCAAGAUUCAAGGAAAUACGGGUGGCAGUAUGAAGAACAAGUUAAACACAACUGGGAGGUCAUGGUAGAAGCAAUUCAAAACUACAUAGGUUCUCUAAACUGGGGCUAUCGAGUGUCCUUAAGAGAGAAGUCUGUGACAUACCUUAAUUCUUAUGGAGAAUUCAUUGAACCACACAAAAUUAAGGCAACUAAUAGAAAAGGACAAGUAACCUAUCACACAGCAGAGACUUUUGUCCUGGCAACAGGAGAGCGGCCUAGAUAUCUGGGUAUCCCUGGAGAUAAAGAAUAUUGUAUUACAAGUGAUGAUCUCUUCUCCCUGCCCUACUGCCCUGGCAAAACUCUAGUUGUGGGUGCUUCCUAUGUGGCUCUAGAGUGUGCAGGAUUUCUUGCUGGUCUAGGUCUAGAUGUCACAGUGAUGGUACGUUCCAUACUCCUUCGGGGCUUUGACCAAGAAAUGGCAGAAAAAGUAGGUGCUCACAUGGAAACACAUGGCGUAAAGUUCAUCAGGAAGUUUGUACCUGUUCAGGUUGAACAGCUGGAGGAAGGCAUGCCUGGCAGACUGAAAGUGACAGCAAAGUCUACUGAGGGACCAGAAAUCUUUGAAGAGGAAUAUAACACUGUUUUGAUAGCUGUUGGUCGUGAUGCAUGUACCAGAAAUAUUGGUUUAGAUACGAUUGGUGUCAAAAUCAAUGAGAAGAAUGGGAAAGUACCUGUGAAUGAUGAGGAACAAACCAAUGUGCCUUAUGUUUAUGCUGUUGGGGAUAUAUUGGAUGGAAAACUUGAACUUACUCCAGUUGCCAUUCAAGCAGGGAAACUGCUAGCUCGCAGGCUUUAUGGUGGUAGUUCCACAAAGUGUGACUAUAUCAAUGUACCAACAACAGUGUUUACUCCUUUAGAGUAUGGCAGCUGUGGGUUAGCUGAAGAAAGAGCCAUAGAACAAUACGGAAACCAAAACUUGGAGGUAUAUCACAGUUUGUUCUGGCCACUUGAAUGGACAGUACCAGGCAGAGAUAACAAUACUUGUUAUGCCAAGAUUAUCUGUAAUAAAAAUGACAAUAAUCGUGUGAUAGGAUUUCAUGUUCUUGGCCCUAAUGCUGGUGAAGUUACCCAAGGUUUUGCUGCCGCAAUAAAAUGUGGUCUCACCAAAGAAUUACUUGAUGAAACAAUUGGUAUCCAUCCAACUUGUGCAGAGGUGUUUACUACAAUGGAUAUUACAAAAUCUUCAGGACAAGACAUCAGUCAAAGAGGCUGCUGAGGUUAAACCUGCUGUUUUACAUGUUUUCAUGUUGUGCACACUUGGCUCUGUGGAAGCCCUAAUACAUCCAACUGCUUUGCAGCAAAAUACAUAUUUGCAUCAGUACCACUGUAUGUGCUGCAGCUGGGAGUGGUGCCUUUGUGAGGCUUCCUCAGCAAGUGUUGCAAAUGGAAACAGUAAUACAGCAGGGAAAUCUUGAACUGUAAAUCCUGACUUUGCUUGGAAUCAGCACUGUUGUGCUUUUUUGACGUUUUAGCUCGGAACCUUAUUGUGAGGUGAGCUACGACUGAUGGCUGCCAUGCAAGGUUGGGAGAUGUUUUUGUCCAGUCAGAUGACUGAACUCCUCCUGAAGGAAAUUUUUAAGUUGCACAAGUUAAAGCUAAUGCUUCUAGAUUCCAGUGUCUUGUACAAA